AUGGAGCCAAUGCUGCGUGAAGCAGCCUCAGCUGUUUGCGGCCGCUGUCAUUUUUUGCUUCGGAGGUCAGCUCACGGUAGCUGGCCAGCUCGACUGCCAAUUCGUCGCGCAGGAAGAACCACAACAUUAGCUGACGUCGACCGACUCCUGCCACCCACAGGCAGGAAGCUUUCAAUCUCGACAGCACGACGCUUUACUUCUAGCUCGAAUUCCAAAUCACAAGCCGAAGCAUCCAGAACUGAGGCAGUAUCUUCAAAGCUAAGGCUUAGUCAAGAUGAUCUGUUCCACCCCUUUUCCUCGUCUCCCGUGCCCGAGUUCCGUCGCAGAGCGGCAUUCAUGAGACAACAUGCAUACUGUCCUCACCCCGAUCAUGCGCCAACAAAACUUCCUACUGUGACGCAAAAGCCUGAUGGUGAUGAAGGCGCGAAUCCAAAUAUGCCUCCGGCGCAUGUUGACUUUGAGUGCCCUGACUGUGGCUUUCCUGUUUAUUGCAACGAAGAGCACUGGAUGGACCAUUACGAAGAGCACUUGAAGAUCUGCGACACUUUACGCCAGAUCAACGAGGAUGAUCAUGAUCUCCGAUCCGGACGCGUCUUCCAAGAGGGUAACCUUCCUGACUUACAGCUUGACGAAGCAGCAGUGAAUAUGACGAACUGGGACACUUUCAUGUAUACCCGAGAAUUUGCAGCUGUCAAUUCGGACCGUUCUAUGAGGCAGAUUACGCGGCUUCUUACGUAUCCCGUUACAAUUGGCAGUAUUUUGCAUGAGCUGAGCCCUUAUAGUAUGAAGAAGGGAGGGAGGCUGACCGCAGAGGGCUUGAAGAGCUUCAGCGCCUUGCGAUAUAAUCUGCAUCCUCCCAAAAGCGGCCGAGGCUCAAGCGUGAAUCAGCUUCGACCGGAACCGCCGCCAGUCAGAGUAUUUGUUCUCGGCGCUCGAGCUGAAUCAUCUUUGCCACGGGCCGCCUGGGUCCAACUGGCUCAUCUCUUUCCAGAAUCAAGGCUUCAUCUGGUGCUCAUUGGCCCCGAGAGCAUGGCCAAUCGCGAUGACGAGUUUCCCCUCCCAGCACGAACGCCGUCAAACCCGUUCGGUGCCAUAGUAGAGGACCGCAUUUGGUAUAAGAUGAAGAUUAGCACCAUUGUCGACUAUUACCACACGAUCCACAAGACGGGGCAUUUUGCGCCUUAUGACCCUUACUUUGACUGCUUUGUCCUGUUUCACCCUGGUCUUGGGCACCCUGCGAGCAGUCACGAGUGGGAAGAGACCUUGCCGAUGCUUCUGGAGACGAAGGUGCCUAUCAUCUCCACAGGGUACACUCAGUUCGAUCUUGAAAGAGACGUCGAGUGGGUGCACAAAAAAUCCAAAGGGGAAUUCGAUGUUCUCCUUGAGCCUGGUGAGAACAUAUUUCGAAGCUUGAGAUGGGACUUGAACGACAUGGACCCGCAGGAUGUUAGCUGCGGCAACUGGGGAGUCUGGGCCUUCCGAGGCAAAAGAUAUGAGGCAACCAAAAAGGAGCUGUAG
Messenger RNA from Ustilaginoidea virens, 1518 nucleotides. RefSeq lists its product as uncharacterized. The record is from RefSeq and is a predicted model, not a curated record. The coding region runs from base 1 to 1518 and encodes 505 amino acids. NCBI's taxonomy places the organism in Eukaryota, Fungi, Ascomycota, Sordariomycetes, Hypocreales, Clavicipitaceae. Gene Ontology annotation, cellular component: extrinsic component of mitochondrial inner membrane. Gene Ontology annotation, biological process: mitochondrial respiratory chain complex IV assembly. The transcript has 3 exons.